Eucalyptus grandis is the source of this 1825-nucleotide messenger RNA. RefSeq names its product probable ATP-dependent RNA helicase ddx5. Gene Ontology annotation, cellular component: P-body; cytoplasmic stress granule. Gene Ontology annotation, molecular function: mRNA binding; ATP binding. Bases 115 to 1344 code for a protein of 409 amino acids. Gene Ontology annotation, biological process: cytoplasmic stress granule assembly; P-body assembly. The transcript has 6 exons. The record is from RefSeq and is a predicted model, not a curated record. NCBI's taxonomy places the organism in Eukaryota, Viridiplantae, Streptophyta, Magnoliopsida, Myrtales, Myrtaceae.
UGUAUCGCAGGAGGCAGCAGCUAAAAAACCGCCGACUCCGCCCAGCAGCCGCAAGCCGCCGCCCCCCCUCUCGCUCCCUCGCUCGUCCGCCGCGAACUUCGAGCCUGCGCUGCAAUGGCGAAAGGCGACGACGCGGUCCAGAGGAAGAAGAACAAGACCAACCGGAAGAAGCUCCAGAAGAAGCAGGACUCGUCGACCGUCUCCGCCCGCGUCGCCGCCAUCAUCGCCGCCAAGAAGCGGCGCAAGUCCGGCAAGCGCCGCGCCUGCCAGGGUAUGUGUUUCAGUCUUCCUACUCCAGAUAAUCCAUUCAAUGACCAACAUGGUAAGGACGGUUUGAGUAAAGAUAUCAAAAAUGGAAAGAGCGCUAAAUCAAGGAAAGCAGCUUCGGAAAGGAAUGAUAAUGGUGCUGAUCCUGUACCAAAUACGGGAAAUAACACAAAACGUCUCAAGAAAGAGCAGGAGAGAGAACUAACUUCUGAUGGUAAGCCUAUGAAAAGAUGUAAUACAGACGGCAAGGUGAUUAAGAAGAACGAUUCUCAAGGCCAACAAGGUCCUGCUUGGCAGAACUCUUGCUCGUCUAAGUUUCUUACACUGUGCCUGAAGACGUUGGAGGAUGCGUUGUGGCAUGAAAAUGCUCAGAAUGGUGACACAAUCAACCCUUUGUUUGUUAAUGCCUGGGGAAUCGAAUUCUGGAAACUUUAUGCAUCUGGCAAAGAUAUUCUAGAGACGAGUGGUGUUUGUUCUUCGGCUAAACAAAUUGCCUGGAUUGUGUCCAUUGCUGCUGAUACUUUUGCAAGGAAGGAGAAAGAAGGUCUAUCCUUAACCAGCCCUUUCCUUUUAUAUCUUGUGCCAACAGCUGAGAAAGCUGCUGAGGUACGUGCUAUUUGCAAGCCCUUAAAGGCUCUUGGUAUACAUACUGUGAGUAUACAUUGCGGCACCUCUAUAGAUCAUCAAAUUCACGGGUUGACAAGCUGUGAGCCUGAGUUUCUUGUGUCGACACCUGAGAGACUUUUGGAGCUUAUUACCUUGAAGGCCAUUGAUAUAUCUCAAACCUCCUUGCUGGUUGUUGACGGGGUCAAAACUCUUUCUGAAGGUGCUUAUCUUGAUGUGAUCAAAUCUGUGAGACAAUUCAUUUCUGGAAAUCCUCGAACAGUGGCUUUCAAUGAUUGCCUUGAUGGUCCAUGCACUGCAACUUUGCAAAAUCUUAUGAAUGGACCUAUUGAAAGAUUGUCUCUUAAUGAUACCAUCACUCCGUGCAUCGUCCAGUCUGCAAACAUCUGCACCUCAGAAGGAGAAAAGCCAUUAAAGCAAGAGGAAGCCCGUAAUUCCUGUUGUCUCAAUUGAGCAACUCGUGACUGUUGAUGCAGGACACUUUGAGGCGGUAGUAUUGCCCGACGUUGUGCCAUUGAUUGAUACUUUUGUCAGUGUUUUGACGAGAAUGGCUCUAACUUCUGUCAACGGGAUGUUUCACAGUUUCCUCAUGGAAGAAAAUGCACUGACUCUUGGAACCAUUGAUCAAAAUGCUUGAGCAGUUUCGUCAAGUUGUACCUGAAACCUUGAGAGACUUGGCUCUAUUGUCUUCAAGAAUGGAUGAGUAGAGUCAGUUCCAACCUUCAAACCUUACUGUCAUAUCUUGAUGCAGCUUGAUGAAUUGAGAAGCACAUUAGUUUUUUUUUUUUUUUUUUUUUUCUUUGGGGGGGGCGGCUUGGGGCGGCUUGGGUUCAUGUGAGGCACAUCAUUGUAACUGUAAACCAUACGACCAAUUCGUUCGAUUUUUACUUUUAACUAUUUAUUGAAGCGCCUUCUGAUUGAACUUGACACCAAA